Molecule: messenger RNA, 1203 nt
Organism: Dioscorea cayenensis subsp. rotundata (Guinea yam)
Lineage: Eukaryota; Viridiplantae; Streptophyta; Magnoliopsida; Dioscoreales; Dioscoreaceae
Product: persulfide dioxygenase ETHE1 homolog, mitochondrial-like
Exons: 9
Coding region: 136-1029 (297 amino acids)
Biological process (GO): glutathione metabolic process; hydrogen sulfide metabolic process
Molecular function (GO): sulfur dioxygenase activity
Source: RefSeq, a predicted model, not a curated record
GCUCCGUUUCCACCUCCAUUUUCUUGUCCUUGUCUCAUUCUGCCUUUUUUUCCUUUAAUCCUUCAACAAGAUAUUGGAUUGUUUAAGCUCUAGGGUUUCGAUCAAUCCUAUUUUUCCAUACUAUAAUUAGUCCCAAUGCUCCCUUUCCUUCGGAUCAAUCGCCACUUCUUCGUUCGUUCCUUGUCAUCCCUCUCAUUUUCUCCUUCAGAGGUCCGGCCUUUUUCCAAGUUUUUGAUCCAUAGAUUGAUGCCGAGAUCUGGGACAAUGGCGGCGAGACUCAGCACAGCGGCGGGCUCGCCGAAGUUGCUCUUUAGACAGCUUUUUGAGAAGGAAUCGUCUACUUAUACUUAUCUUCUCGCUGAUGUUGGGCACCCGGAGAAGCCCGCUCUGAUUGUUGAUCCAGUAGACAGGACAGUUGAUAGAGAUCUGUCACUUGUUAAAGAACUGGGUUUGAAAGUGAUUUAUGCUAUGAAUACUCAUGUUCAUGCCGAUCACAUCACUGGAACAGGUUUGAUAAAGAGUCGGGUGUCAGGCGUGAAGUCUGUUAUUUCCACAGCUAGCAAUGCAAAGGCCGAUAUUCUUGUUGAACAUGGUGACAAAAUCUAUUUUGGAAAUCUUUUUCUGGAGGUGCGUGCUACUCCUGGUCAUACUUUGGGUUGCCUAACGUACGUAACAGGAGAUGAACCUGAUCAGCCUCAUCCAAGGAUGGCUUUCACUGGUGAUGCAUUACUGAUAAGAGGCUGUGGAAGGACGGAUUUUCAGGGAGGAAGUUCACAUAAGCUCUAUGAAUCAGUACAUUCACAGAUUUUCACAUUGCCAAAGGAUACUUUGUUGUACCCUGCUCAUGAUUAUAAUGGCUUCACCGUUAGUACCAUCGAGGAAGAGAUGCUAUACAAUCCUCGACUCUCAAAAGACGAGGACACAUUCAAGACUAUAAUGGAAAAUCUCAGCUUGCCAUAUCCAAAGAUGAUUGAUGCAGCUGUACCAGCAAACUUGGUUUGUGGAAUGCAAGAUCUACCUGCAAAUUAGCAAUUGCAAGAUCUAUCAUUUUAAAAAUUUGAUGACUCUUGAUGUGUUGUUGUGUACAUGCAAACAAAACUAUAUGCUUUCAAGUCUUCAGCACAAAUUAUGUGUAUGUGAGUGAACAUAUACGGAUGAGAAAUAAAUUUGUGCUCUUUUAUUUUUAUAUUUAUUUAUUUUUAA